AUGGCUCAACCGGCUCAACCGGCCCAACCAGCCCAACCAGCAGACCCUGUAGAUGGAAAUCCUGACGUUAUUAAGUUCUUCCAUGACCCCUCUUGGACGACGCCUUGGUCACACCCUGAAUUCACUGGUAGUGAUCAGUAUGCAGAGGCUGAGGACCAUGGUUUUCCUGAGAGGCUUAUACAUGAGGGAUACAAAAAUGCGAUCCUUGAGAACAAAGAACGCUGGGAUGGUGCAUCAAUUGAGCAGAUUCGCGAGGAUUUCAAGAGCCUUGUUGCGUCUCAGGGUGCUAAGAUAGGGGACGUUGUGCCGCGGUAUGCAGUCUGCCUGGUCAUUGACCAACAUUGCCUGGAUUCGAUCAUGCGUGCUUUUAACGAUCCAGAGGAGAGCAUGCACGGGGGUGGUCCAGGGAAGGGAUUUGUUCUUAUGAUUGAUCCUGAGUUUGUACCCGGACACAGAAAAGAAGGUUAA
This is a messenger RNA of Aspergillus pseudoviridinutans, 468 nucleotides long. RefSeq lists its product as uncharacterized. The record is from RefSeq and is a predicted model, not a curated record. NCBI's taxonomy places the organism in Eukaryota, Fungi, Ascomycota, Eurotiomycetes, Eurotiales, Aspergillaceae. The transcript is spliced from 2 exons. Bases 1 to 468 code for a protein of 155 amino acids.